AGUAGGUCAGUUGUUUUAACUCAACGUACAUAUCGUCGAAAAUAUCGCGGCAAAAAGGCACCGACUGAGCGUCUUUAAAUAUCCAAUUUUGUUAAGCGUCUUUUAAUAUCCAAUUUUGUUAAGCACGGGACAAUGGGAAAUCCUCCUAAACUGAUGAAAGCGCAGAAACGCACACCGAAACGACGCUCGUUCAUAGAACGGGCACAGCGGGAAAGCGAAGAGCUGGUACGAACGAUGGGCGGCAGCUUGGAGCUAGAGGGUGGACGUCGCACGCGAUCCAGUACUCGCGGCACACCGACACGGGCCGCUGAGACUGUUACACCGCCGCCCAACAAGAAGGCACGCGCGUCGCUGACGACAGCCACAAAGAUCGGUGGCGGCGGCGGCGCCGGGAAAGGUCGCGGUGCGCGCAAACUAGACGUGGGCAGCGAUGAGCUCGACCGGGAGCCGGAGAAAACCAACGAUGAAGAGAAGGUGGUUCUGCCGGUCAAGGCAAAGGCUACUCCCAAGAAAGAUAAGAAGGAGGUGAAGAGAGAAGAGAAGCCAGUCAAAGGUACUCCUAAGAAGGCAGUUCCAGCCACCACCACAGAGCCCCAAAAGGAGGAGGAGCCUGCUGACGCAAAAGAAACAGAUGCCAAGACAAUCGAAAAUGAGGAUCAGACAGAUGGUGCUGCUGCCAAGCUGACAGCUGUGCCCGAGGAGCAACAGAACCACGCUGCGGAGGACAAAGCAAGCAAAGAUGAGCCCGAGGUGAAGGAGAAAACGCCAGAAGAAGUGCCAAAGGCUGAAGACCCACCGAAAAGUAACGAUGACCCUGAAAAUGGUGCUAGUACAGACACUCCUGCCCCAGCUGCUGCCGCGGAUCCAGCUCCAGCAGCCAUGGAAGUGGAUGAAGAGAAGCCAUCAGCAGCAUCGGCAGACAAUAAAACUAAAGCCGAAAGCGCACCCGAAACUACUUCAGAGCCGCCUGCAACUACCGCAGCUGAUAAGGCAGCGGAGGAGCCAAAAAAGCUUUCGGAACCCGCCCGGGAGCCCUCACCGGAGCCCAUGGAGGUGGAUUCGAGUUCCAAGAGUAGUACAGAAACUGUUCGAUUCACACCAGCCGAAAAGGUCGUAGCAAGCUCAGAAGAAACAAAAGCCAGCAAUAGUGUUGUCGAUGAAGUCGCCACUGAGGUUAAAGAGGAUGUGCCAGCCGAGCCCAAGGAGGAAGAGAAGGCAGAAUGUUCAGACGAGCUCAAAAGCACGGAAGAGCCGAAACCAGCUGAGAGCGCCGAAGAACCCAAGAAAGCCGAACAGACAACGGGGGAGAAAGCCACUCCAGCUGCGUCGGUUCCUGCUCCUGUCCCUGCCACCAACGAUGUUAGCAAGACGGAACCGGCUGCGGCCGUUGAUACCACCGUCGUGUCAGAGACGCCCAUUAAGCAGGCACAGGCCAUCAGUGCAGUCAACAAAUCCGAGCUUAAUGGUGAAACAAAAAUCGUUAACAAUUCCGUCGACGUCGAUGCAGCGCCGAAGGUGUGCAAUUAGGGCGAUCGGAUGAUGGAAAUCCAAUUACUAAUCAGUGCGUUGCAGCAUCUUCCAUCUUCAGCUGGGCCGUCGACUCAGGCAAAGAUGUCGCCAACUACAAGCAAUCAUUUAAGAGUUAACAACACACCCACAGAUACACAGAUUCCAUUCUCUCCACACAACUGAAAACUUAAUUCGUUCUGCACCCGACAAAAUUAAAAUGAUAUCAAUAGGUUCGUGUCUUCCAGUUUUUGGUUGAUUAAUGAUAAGGAGCGCCAUAAGAUGCAAUCGAUGCUGGAUUUUCAAUGUUGCACUGUGUGCGCCACAGAUAGACAGACCACCUAAACCACCGCUCUGCCCCGACACUCUCUUCCCUUUCCCCGCACCUGCACACAC
Molecule: messenger RNA, 1902 nt
Organism: Drosophila miranda
Lineage: Eukaryota; Metazoa; Arthropoda; Insecta; Diptera; Drosophilidae
Product: cell surface glycoprotein 1-like
Exons: 4
Coding region: 133-1527 (464 amino acids)
Source: RefSeq, a predicted model, not a curated record